AUGUUUGCGUUCCUUCCACCCGCAAAAGUCGCCCGGACACAGCGCUCGCCGUUGAGCAGCAUGGAGGCACCAGGGAAUUCAACCCAGCUGGCAGCACCUAUAGUGGCGGCAGCAAACUCCUUUGUGCCGAUGGGAAUUGGGCGUGUGCGUCCACAUUCUGUUGCCGAGGCGGAAAUUCUUGUUGGUGAUCUUACGAUCCGUCCAUCGGUUUUUCUUUCAGGCAUGGGUACUCAUAGUUGUUGGAUCAUGGAUGAGAAUACACGUCUUCUUCGUCUGUGGAACAUGAACAAACCCUUUUGGCUGCGAAGCGCUCCUCGCAUGGCGCCGAUUCCCACUUUUACAGAGGAUGAGGGACUACCUCUUUUUGUUUCUGAGAUCGGUCCUGAGGAGGAGUCGCUGGCGUUCUGCACAGAUUAUGGUGCGGUCUCCAGUCUUGAUCACUCCGUCGAGUUUCAGUUUCACAGCGAUGAGGGCACUCUUACUGUCUCUUCCUUUGCGUGCUGUCGGAAGGGCCAAUCGAUGCUGACUGCCGUGGGCACUGUCUCUGGCCUGGUGCUUAUUGCCAUCAAGGCCGAGGGCGAACGCAUCGUCGUUGGCUUUGAUCGCGUUGAAUGUUCAGUGGCGGUGCGCACCACCCCAGUUUCUUUUUCUUUUGGGUGUUGGUGGCGCUCCUGGCUUUCAGGGAAGUCGUCAUCGAAGGAUAGCAGUCGCAAUAGAACCAACAGCAGCUGCGGCAGUGAUGGUUAUGGCGUUGUCGAUGCAGUUGGCCAUGAGUUCACAUUGCUGCGCUUUCAUUUAACGCAAGCAACCGAGUUAUGGGCUAUUAAUGCAGCAUCUGAAGUUUUUCUUUUGGAUUUUGGUUCAAGUCGUUGUCGAUGGCACAAGGAAAAUGCUGAUGUUCGUGUGAAAUGGGCCACAAACAUCUCUACAGUACUUCAGCGUAAGGGGCGCGUGGUGGCCUUUGAUGAAACAGCAUCAGCACUUUGUUGCUUGGUGUAUUUGUUGCCAAGCGACGGACAUGGACCUGAUUUGGAAGUUGUCACAAUGGAUGUCUUUAGUGGGGCAGUGAGACAAACGCUGAGUAUGCAAUCGAUUGGAUCACUGGUACGAAGUGUGGCGGAAUCUCCAUCGCAUCACACACGCAUUUAUCUUGAUGAAGCUGAACAAAUGGUUACAGUGCUUUCAGGUCACUAUUGCGUUCGUCUUAAUAACCGAGUGGGUGUUCGCCAUCCAUGUUCGAGUGAGGAUGUGCACGUGUUGCAGGGUGUGGAGCGGCCACUUGGCAGUUCAUUAUUGCCGGAUGGUCGGAUUGUGACGUUAGACAUCAAUGGACCUCUGGAGUCUGUCGUGGAUGCAGAUGAAGCGAUGAUUGAAGCUGCUGCUGCUUCUGCUUCUGCUUCCGCUUCCGUCCAGGAUAAUCAAGAAGAUUAUUAUUCUGAUGCAUGGCGCAAGUCGCACUUUACUGGAAAACGUGAAGGGCUGUUUAAUAUGGUGCGCCAUGUCGAUGGAAUCUUACACGCACUGCGCAUUGACGCCAAGAUGUCACUGGAUUCAGCGGUAUUGGAGGCCAGUGAAGGCAUAUCUUCGCAUCAGGCACUGCAUGAGGGCAAUUGGGCACGUGCGGACCUUGACGUGGAGGAUGAUAACAUGGUUAUGUAUGUGACAAACAACCUUGUCAGGCGCCAGCAAGAGCACCGUCGCUUCCUUCUGACUGUGCUCCUUAACAAUGAAAUUGGUCCCUGUCUCCAGGCACAGGCAAUUGCACGAAUACUGUCUACACAGGAGGCGCUGCUCGCUAUGGUGGCGAUUCGACGUUUACAAAAUGACAGUUCCUACCCUCUUUCAGUUACCACCGCCACCAACUGCAGCAGUGACGUGGAGUUUGAUCUGGUGACGCCACUUUAUCUCCACGCCAUCAGUGGAGUGUGGCAGUCGGACGCGGACUCUUCUGUGGAAGAGUACUUUCGUCUGGCUCGCAGCACCGCAGAAAAGGAACGAUGUCAGCAAUUGCUGCGCGAGGCGAUUGUUCGCGUUGCGAAUACGAUUCGCAACGAGAACGAUUCAAAACACUCUUUGAAUGCACGGGCCACGGCUGCGGAAAUCGUUUUUGGGGAGCCAAGCCGGCUCAGUACGCUUUUGCAGGCGUUGGGGGAACACCUCCAAGAAACACAACGCAGUGUACUCGUGGAUCAGCGCACAAAGUUUGAUGACGCGAUGGCGAUGGCGAAUAUUUUUGUGCUCGUUACACGAGCCAUUAGGGAGUCUCGCGAGGAUAUGGCUCCACUGUACAAGGUGCCUCAAAACGUCUGUAUGAUGCUAUGGACAAGCUCCGAGUUGGAAGACUACGGCAUUCAGCUUCAGAUAGCAAGUGCAUGCAUAACUCUGUCAAGUACCCUAGCAGAAGUGACUGCGUCAAGCAACAACAUGGUGGCAUCGCUGAAUCAUGCGACUAAGAAUACUUUACCAUCCUUGUGGAAGGUCUCUGCAACAGACCAGCUACGUUUGCUGGAUCUUAUUGUGCUAAUCAUUCACUUUUCUUUUCAGACCCAUUCACAGGGAGGCCCCUCAUUUUACGCAGACGCGAUACGGCGGACGUUGUUUCGCGAACCCUUUUUGCGUGAGCCACUGGGAUAUCCAUUUGGUGCACCACGUCCAUCGGCAGAUGCGACGAUUGGGGCAGCGGUACUGCGUUUCUGUGAGGAGCUUGCAUUGGAAUUUACCGUGGGUGAGAUCCUUGUGUCCAUUUGCCUCGCCAAACCUGUUGAGGAUCCUCAGCAAGAGCACGAAUCGUAUAAGCUACUUGGUGAUUACUGCCAGCGAAAUGUGCAUAUGUUUGAUAUCGCUCUUCAUACACUACUAGCACAACGCCGAGAGUGGGAGUUGCAGCUACUUCCAGAGCUUGUGCCGGACUACGCAGCUGGAACUCUGGCGCGUGACGUUUUUCUUGUGCGGGAUGCGCCACAAUUGGCGUGGCUGGUGAAGCCAACGGCAUUUGAGGCGCUUCUAGCGGAGGGGGUGCAGUCACCGUCAUACCUUGCAUACGGCGAUGACCUCAUCACGCACCGCUCGCGCUCACUGUCCAUGGCAAAGUUGGCUUGGGUGGCUGCAGGCGCCCCGACGUCGAGCACAUAUUACGCAAUGCGACUUGAUGAGGAGAUGGUGACGGCGCAGAAGAUGUGUUUGCUGCCGGAGACCAAAAACAUGGAAUUGGGCCCUGCGGAACUCGUUCAGCGUCUACUGAAGCAGUCGUCUCUGGAUGCGUGGGUGUAUGCCACAAAAGUUGCCUGUUUGCUCGAGGACGAGCUGCGGGAGGACAUCUUGACUCAGAUUCUCCGUCGAGCAAAGCUGCAGGAUGGUGAUGCGUUAAUUCACAUCAUCAAAGACGGUGCAAGCGAACUCGAUGUGGCUCGUGCAUUAGAGGCAACCUCCAUUGGACGCAUUUUAAUCACCGCUGCAGCUGAACAAUGUACUUCCGUUGUGGCCCGCAUCUGGGCGAAUGUGCUUGACAACGCGGAGCAGCGAUUACUCUUUUCUUGGAUGCAAAUGCGGGCAGCAGGUCUGGUGUCGUGA
Messenger RNA from Trypanosoma cruzi, 3570 nucleotides. RefSeq lists its product as uncharacterized. The record is from RefSeq and is a predicted model, not a curated record. The coding region runs from base 1 to 3570 and encodes 1189 amino acids. The transcript has a single exon. NCBI's taxonomy places the organism in Eukaryota, Euglenozoa, Kinetoplastea, Trypanosomatida, Trypanosomatidae.